Messenger RNA from Fusarium venenatum, 996 nucleotides. The record is from RefSeq and is a predicted model, not a curated record. Lineage: Eukaryota; Fungi; Ascomycota; Sordariomycetes; Hypocreales; Nectriaceae.
AUGGACGACAGAGGUAUCCUAAGACUCAGAAGGUCUGCGCGGGUUCUGGGCAAGCGUUCCAGAACAGAGUUCGAGAAUGACGGCACCGCGCCCUCUCCUACGUUAUCGGUUGAUCGCACUCCUACUUUGCCCAUCGAUCCCACACCUUCCUCCCCAAGUGUGCGUCAGGCCACCCGAACUAUCAGAACUGGAGAAUGCCUUGCAUGCGGAGAGGAUUUUCCCCGAUCAACAAUGCUAUCGGCGCCAUGUACACAUUUGUUCUGCAAACCAUGUGCUGGCCGUCUUGUCAGCGUGGCAAUGAACAGCGAAUCUUUCUUUCCAGCGCGGUGUUGCGAGAAUACGAUCUCUGUUACUCUCCGGAAUCACUUCUCGAAGGAGGUAGUAGCCCAAUAUGAGGCUAAGCGGAUCGAGUUCGAGAUACCUCGCCUCGAACGUGUUUAUUGCAGUAGUCCGCCGUGCGCUGCAUUCAUCCCACCGGCACAAAUCAUUUCAGGGGUUGCUCACUGUACGCACUGCCUGACUAAUACAUGUGUCGCAUGCAAAAAGAAAGCGCACAAUGGAUUUUGCCGUAAACUUGGGGAAGAAGAUUUGCAGAGUGUGCUUCAACUGGCUGAGAGCACGGGAUGGAAGCGUUGUGGCAAGUGUGGCCAUCUCAUUGAGAAGAGCGCUGGUUGCAACCAUAUGAUUUGUCUCUGUGGCCAUGAUUUCUGCUAUAACUGUGGCAAGGAUAUUAGGGGAUGUGUCUGUCACCGUAUGCCGCCCCCGGGCGUGAUUGCUCAACCGAUGACGGAAGAAGAGAGGAUCGCUAUAGAAGGAUGGGAUGGCUAUGACGACUGGGGAGAAUUGGAGGACGAGACGCCUUGCAAUCACCGAUGGACCAGACUGCUCGAGCCAUCGAAUUGUCAAGAAUGUGGUAAGACAGUACAGGGCUACAACAUCUUCGUUUGUCGCGCAUGUCAACUCGUUGCUUGCCUCGCAUGCCGUCGCGAACUUUGA